GAAAUGAUUUUACAAUUGAUUGUGUUUAAGUGAACUAACCUGAGAUAUCUAUGUGUUUGUGCUACGAUCCGAAACUCUAAAAUUGCGAUCACAUCUUAAAUGCCUUUCGUCGAGAGAUUUCAACAAAUACGUAAUUUUGUUAUGAACGUCUGCCUCGUCGAGGCUAUCCAAUUCGUCCAGGACCUUACGCAUGCCCUCUGCCUGGAUCUCCAGGGCCUUUUCAACCUCAAGUAGAGAUUCCCGUGGGUUGUAAGUGCUCAUCUCAUCAAUCACCCAGAUACACUACACUCCACAGCAAGCAAAGCUGACCAAAUAAAGCGCUUCGACAUCCAGAAUUC
Molecule: messenger RNA, 338 nt
Organism: Drosophila eugracilis
Lineage: Eukaryota; Metazoa; Arthropoda; Insecta; Diptera; Drosophilidae
Exons: 3
Coding region: 100-234 (44 amino acids)
Source: RefSeq, a predicted model, not a curated record